AUGUCCAACAGCAGCUCCAUCACCCAGUUCCUCCUCCUGGCAUUUGCAGACACGCGGGAGCUGCAGCUCCUGCACUUCUGGCUCUUCCUGGGCAUCUACCUGGCUGCCCUCCUGGGCAACGGCCUCAUCAUCACCGCCAUCGCCUGCGACCACCACCUCCACACCCCCAUGUACUUCUUCCUCCUCAACCUCUCCCUCCUCGACCUGGGCUUCAUUUCUACCACUCUCCCCAAUUCCAUGGCCAACUUGCUCUGGGACACGAGGGCCAUCUCCUACCAAGGGUGUGCUGCCCAGGUCUUUUUCUUUUUUGGUCUGAUGUCAGCAGAGUUUUAUCUCCUCACCAUCAUGGCCUAUGACCGCUACGUUGCCAUCUGCCAACCCCUGCACUACGGGACCCUCCUGGGCAGCAGAGAUUGUGUCCACAUGGCAGCAGCUGCCUGGGGUGGUGGGAUCCUCACUGCUGUGCUGCACACAGCCAACACAUUUUCAAUACCUUUCUGCAAGGGCAAUGCCCUGGACCAGUUCUUCUGUGAAGUUCCCCAGAUCCUCAAGCUCUCUUGCUCAGGCAUGUACCUCAGGGAGGCCGGGCUUAUUGUGAUUAGUGUCUGUGUAGCAUUGGGGUGUUUUGUUUUCAUUGUGCUGUCCUAUGUGCAGAUCUUCAGGGCCGUGCUGAGGAUCCCCUCUGAGCAGGGACGGCACAAAGCCUUCUCCACAUCCCUCCCUCACCUGGCUGUGGUCUCUCUGCUUGUCAGUACUGGCUUGUUUGCCUACCUGAAGCCCCCCUCCAUCUCCUCCCCAACCCUGGACCUGGUGGUGGCUGUUCUGUACUCAGUGGUGCCUCCUGCAAUGAACCCCCUCAUCUACAGCAUGAGGAACCAGCAGCUCAAGGAUGCAGUUCGGAAGCUGAUGACUAGAUUUUUUUUUAGAAGCAAUAUACUGCCCAUCUUCUUCUCCUUAUCACUCAUAACAGAACUCAUUACAGGACCAACCUGUCUUCUAUAUAUUUUGUAG
Molecule: messenger RNA, 1011 nt
Organism: Tyto alba (common barn owl)
Lineage: Eukaryota; Metazoa; Chordata; Aves; Strigiformes; Tytonidae
Product: olfactory receptor 14C36-like
Exons: 1
Coding region: 1-1011 (336 amino acids)
Biological process (GO): G protein-coupled receptor signaling pathway
Cellular component (GO): membrane
Molecular function (GO): olfactory receptor activity; G protein-coupled receptor activity
Source: RefSeq, a predicted model, not a curated record